Messenger RNA from Oncorhynchus tshawytscha (Chinook salmon), 2714 nucleotides. RefSeq names its product zinc finger protein OZF. The record is from RefSeq and is a predicted model, not a curated record. The coding region runs from base 499 to 1968 and encodes 489 amino acids. Gene Ontology annotation, cellular component: nucleus. The transcript has 6 exons. Gene Ontology annotation, biological process: regulation of transcription by RNA polymerase II. Gene Ontology annotation, molecular function: RNA polymerase II cis-regulatory region sequence-specific DNA binding; DNA-binding transcription activator activity, RNA polymerase II-specific. NCBI's taxonomy places the organism in Eukaryota, Metazoa, Chordata, Actinopteri, Salmoniformes, Salmonidae.
UGUUUGCGACUUCUUCGUAACUGUUUGAUCAAAACUCUGCAUUUAACACAUGCUAUGAUCAACUUCAGCCACUGCACCCCUCUACUAGCUCAAACCAGAAAAUGGCUGCUCAUUGUUCGAGUCCAGGUGAGCGUAAAUGGAUCCGUGUCGGAACCAGAAAGAAGGAGAAGAAUCGUUCUCGGCGCGCCUGCCUUCUUCCCCCGCGUCCAGACUUAAGACUUUCAAAUCGCUUUGAGCCCCUGUACUAGCUGUCUUCUGACAGGGAUUGGGUGUUCCCUCCGUGGCUGUGGAUCUCCCUCCAGCUACCUCUCUCUGUCCUAGUCAAUGAACUGCCUGGGCACAGCCUGGACCACUGCGGCACUCCUCCGCUGGGCUGUGCUCUUUGGAUCAGAGCUCUGUCCCUUUGGCUGACGUGGCCUGCACACAGCCGGGGUCUCAGCAGCCCUCUUCUCAGUUUUCUUUUACAGAUGUUUCCGGUGGUGAUCGUACAAGUGUCUGAUGGGCAAAGGUGUUUCCUGGGGAGGCAGUCCUUCUUCCCACUGUGGAUGUACACUGCACUGGCAGGCAUCUGUGACACGGACACACUUCGCAACACUCAUGGAGGUACUGGGCAGUGAGGCAUUGGGUAAAAUAAUUAAAAUUAUGGAUGAUACUAAGUUUUUGAUGGACUUUGAAUCCAAGACCUUCAAAGAACAUGGAGGGAAAAAAGCUAAACCACAAGCAAGCAUCUUGAAUAUUCUGUCAGUUGGGGGAAUGGCAGAGGAACAUUCUUAUGGUGGAACUUGUAAAACUGUGGCGCAAACUGUUUCAAUGCAGUCUGCAGAUGUGGAGGAAGUGGACACCCCAGAAUCUCCCCUCGUCUUGGCUGUCUCUGUCAAAGACGAGUAUGGACAAAUACACCUGGGGGCCAUUGCAGAGAGAGCUGCUGAUAAUGCUUUUGCAGCAAACUCUUCCUCAGAGAACCAAUAUUGUAUGAUUAGCGAUGACCCACCAGUGAAACCCACAGACAUCCUAUUGGAGUCUUUGUUUGCCCAAAAGAAGCUCUUUAUUUGCACAGAGUGCGGGAAAAGUUUCUCCACGCAGAGUAACCUCAAAUCCCACCAGCGACUUCACACAGGCGAGAAACCGUUUGUGUGCAUGUUCUGCAACAAAGCCUUUGCCCACAAACAGAGUUGUAAUGAUCACAUCCGCACCCACACUGGUGAGAAGCCUUUUAUAUGUGGCGUCUGUGGGAAAUGUUUCGGCAAGCAGGCACACCUCAAGACGCAUUCGAUAAUACACACUGGAGAAAAGCCUUACAGCUGCAGCGUGUGUGGCAAGAGCUUCAACCUGGCUCAAAAUCUGUCUAGACACCAGCAAAUUCACACGGGAGAGAAAGUCUUCACCUGUUUGCUGUGUGGGAAAGGCUUCACACGCGCUGUAACACUGAAGACCCAUCAACUCAUUCACACUGGACAAAAGCCCUUCCAGUGCAAUCAGUGUGACAAGCGUUUCCGUCAUUCUGUCAAUCUGAAGAACCACCAGCGGAUUCAUACAGGCGUCAGGCCAUUUAGCUGUGACUUGUGUGGCAAGACAUUCCGUCAAUCAGUGAAUCUGAAAAUACACAAGCGCAUCCACACUGGAGAGAGGCCAUUUGGCUGCACAGAAUGCGGCAAGACCUUCAGUCAGCAGAGUAGUCUUAUCUCUCACGGACGCACCCACUCUAACGAGAAGCCUUUCGAGUGUAGCUUCUGUGAGAAAAGAUUUAACAACACCAACAGUCUGAAGUUGCAUCAGAGAAUCCAUACAGGAGAGAAGCCAUACAGCUGUGAAAUCUGUGGGAAGACUUUCAGUCAGGGCAGUCAUCUCCGAACUCACAAGAAGCAUGUCCACGCAGGAGGGAAACAGUACAUCUGUGAUAAAUGUGGGAAGAGGUAUUCAGACAAACGGAAUCUUCAGAUGCACAAAUGUGUUUAUGCCUCAAUCUAACAUUGUGAUGGGCAAACGGUUUCAAUCUUUGACAGGCUUUUGUUGUCCUUUGCUUUGCUGUUUUUAUGCCUGUUGGUUGAAUCACCAGAUGUCUCUGGUGAAAGCCUUGAAGCCUGGCAGGUGAAUCUAGGGAAUCCCCUUUCAACUUGAUUUUAGCCUGAGCAAAAAUGUAUAGUUUAUUAUGGAAUAAGACUUGCUGUCAGGGGCUAGGUAUUUGAGUUUUUGUUCCCAUUUAAGCAAUUAUGAAAAGGAAAAAGCAGAAACAAUAUAUUUAAGUUAAAUAAUGUUUUCAUGUUAGUGUGUACUGUAUAUAAUAAUGCAAUUUUUGUAAAUAUGUAAGAAAUGUUAUUUAGCAUAACUAAAAGUAUAGUUAACAUUUUGCAGCCUGAUAUGUAUUGAUAUCAUUUGUAAAAAGCCAAUAAAACUGAAACUGGUGUUUGGAUACAAAACAAUCUGUAGAUUGUCUUGUUCUAACAGAAUUGCUUGGCUGGCUAGUCUGUACUUCCAAAACAUCAGGUCCAUUUGUAUUUAUUGCUUACCACAUGUACUUGUUUCUUAAUGUUUGUUUCCCACAGACUUGAGUUAAGAAUUCACACAUUUUCUAUUUUAUAGCAUUUGUUUUUAUAUACUUUAUGUAAAAGAGACAAAUCAACACAUGGCUGUAUUUAGUGGGAUGGAACAAAUUGGUUCAAACAAAUCACAGUAAAUUAUAGGAAUGUAAUCAUUAAAGACAUUCAAUGAUUCAA